AUGGAAUCCCAAGACGUUAUCCAAUACCUCAGGGAUCAUCCUGAAAUUGAAGACGACCCCUGGUUCUGGGCGGGGUUCAAUGGGCUUGACCCAGCCGACCUCGGCGUCAGCGACAUCAGCUCGUGGAGUGCGGCCUCGUCCCUGCGUUGGAUCAACGAGGGCAAGCCUCUUGAGAGCGCCAAGGUCGCCAACACCGAGAAGGAGAACAUGGAAUCUGCCGUCCUCCAAGAGAAGCUGAAGGAGUCAAGGAGGGUCGAAAUGGUCGCCCUCGAGCAAUUGCGCAAGGUCAAGGAGCAGCUUCAUGAGACCGAGAAGCAACUGCACGCCACCAAGGGACAACUGCGUGAGACCAAGGCCCGCCUCAAGUACUACACCGACCUCCGGACUAGGCAACCGGGAUUCGCAUAUGAGCGCGCGUACGAACAACGCGACCGUCGCGGCCGGCGAUCCGAGGACCGCGGCGACUCUCAUGACCGUCUCGACUACAGCGCUGACCACUCCCGCUCUGCCUACAACUUCCGCGAGUGCUCGUCUGGCCGCCAUACCUACCGCGAACGCUCUACAAGCCCCCGUAACUACCGCCGGAACUGUUCCGAGCGCUCUCCAAGCCCUCGUAACUACUACCGUAGCUAUCGUGAGGACUCCCGUGAGCGUCUCGACGACCGCGCGGACCACUGCCGCUCGGACUGCGACUGUCGUGAGUGCUCGUUGGACCACCGUGACGAUCGCGAGCGCUCUCCAAGCCCCUGGGACUACCGCCGUCACCAUCGUGAGAUCUCCCGCAAUUCUCUCGGCUACCGCAAUGGCACCGACCAGCGCUACGUCGACCUCCCUGAAGGACGCCGUGCUCCACGCCCUCGAACCCCUUCUCCACGUUCUCCGGCCCUCAGCGCUACCACCAUUGGCGACGAUCCACAUCGCUGA
Molecule: messenger RNA, 924 nt
Organism: Apiotrichum porosum
Lineage: Eukaryota; Fungi; Basidiomycota; Tremellomycetes; Trichosporonales; Trichosporonaceae
Exons: 3
Coding region: 1-924 (307 amino acids)
Source: RefSeq, a predicted model, not a curated record